CUACAUUUACCGCUUGCCCUAAACUUGCCGCCAAGUGAAAAUCAAAAUAGGCCUACAUGGCUACAAGUUUGUACGAGAAAUGAGAAAUGUGAUGGAAGUUUUGUGUUAAACUUAUAUUGAAGAAUAUAUUUGAUCAAGCAUAGCACAAAAUGCCUCGAGAAAUUAUUACAUUACAGCUGGGACAAUGCGGAAAUCAAAUUGGAAUGGAGUUUUGGAAGCAGUUAUGUGCAGAACAUGGAAUAAGUUCAGAGGGAAUACUGGAGGAUUUUGCCACAGAGGGGACUGACAGGAAAGACGUCUUCUUUUAUCAGGCGGAUGAUGAACAUUAUAUUCCUAGAGCAGUAUUGUUGGAUUUGGAGCCUCGUGUCAUCAACACAAUAAUGAAUUCUCCCUACGCUAACCUUUACAACCCAGAGAAUAUCUACCUGUCUAAACAUGGCGGAGGAGCUGGCAACAACUGGGCAUCUGGCUACAGUCAGGCUGAGAAGCUGUAUGAGGAGAUCUUUGACAUCAUUGACAGAGAGGCAGACGGUAGCGACAGUCUGGAGGGCUUUGUUCUGUGUCACUCCAUUGCUGGGGGAACAGGAUCAGGAAUGGGGUCCUAUCUCCUAGAAAGACUCAAUGACAGAUUUCCAAAGAAGUUGGUACAGACGUACUCUGUAUUUCCUAACCUGGAUGAGAUGUCUGAUGUUGUCGUUCAGCCUUACAACUCACUGCUGACACUGAAAAGGCUUACCCAGAAUGCCGAUUGUGUGGUUGUAUUGGACAACACAGCUUUGAACAGAAUAGCAGCAGAUAGACUCCACAUAGAGACACCCAACUUCUCCCAGAUAAACCAACUGGUUUCCACUGUUAUGUCAACGUCCACUACAACACUGCGUUACCCUGGUUACAUGAACAAUGAUCUGAUUGGCCUGAUUGCCUCGCUGAUUCCCACCCCACGACUUCACUAUCUGAUGACAGGAUACACUCCGCUGGCUACAAAUUCACAGGUGGCCAGUGUACGUAAGACCACAGUCCUGGACGUCAUGCGUCGACUGUUACAGCCCAAAAACAUGAUGGUGUCCACUCCAGUCCACCGUCAGGCCAAUCACUGCUACAUCUCCAUCCUCAACAUCAUCCAGGGCGAAGUCGAUCCCACACAGGUGCACAAAAGUUUACAGAGGAUCAGAGAGAGGAAGUUGGCACAGUUUAUUCCCUGGGGUCCUGCAAGUAUUCAGGUUGCGUUGUCACGGAAAUCGCCAUAUAUUCAGACAUCGCACAGAGUCAGUGGUUUAAUGUUGGCCAACCACACCAGUAUAUCAACACUGUUUGAACGCACUCUACACCAGUACGACAAACUCAGAAAAAGAGAAGCAUUCAUGGACCAGUUUAAGAAAGAAUCCAUAUUUAAGGACAACUUGGAUGAAUUUGAUAAUUCAAGGGAGGUAAUUCAGCAGCUGGUGGAUGAAUACCAUGCCGCAACAAAGCCGGACUACCUUUCCUGGGGUACACAGCAGGCUGUUGCUGCUACUGGGGAGAGAAUUUGAAACCACAAAAAACAACGAUGUGGAAUGUGUGGUGACAACGGAAAAGAUUGAGCUAAUAACUGUUGACGUUGGGAAGAUUUAUUCUGGGAACGUGCUCCCCAUUUCUUCUUGUAAACAGAACUGCAAGCAGUAUUUCAAAGUCCAGAAAAUUUACAUCUCUACGAUUAUCUUAAACCAGGCCCUGAUAUACAAUGGAGACUUGUUAAAUAAUAUAGCAGUUUAAUAUUAUAGAAUCAUUAGAUCUUCAAAAGCAAGGAGGGGGGGGGGGGGGGGGGGGGGGGGGGGGAUUGGGACAGAUCAGAACCUAGAUCUAGGUUUUAUGCCAUGUUGGAGAUAUAUAAAAAAAAAAAAAAAACCUCCAAUUACACCAUGUAUAUAUUUGAAAUGAUGAAAACUGAUGUAUUUUUCUAGUAUAUUUACAUGCAGUCUUGUAGAAUUACAUAUUUAAAGGGAAUGUAUAUGCCUGCAUGUAAAACCAGUGUUGUUAAAAUAGGAUGUGAAUAUUAUUAACCUCUAUGUGUUUACUUGAAGUUGAUAUGAAUUUCAUGUUCAUGGUUUUCUUCCAAGUUUAUUGUAUGAAAUCAAAUUAAACAUGCCAAUUCAUUAA
Molecule: messenger RNA, 2136 nt
Organism: Ostrea edulis (European flat oyster)
Lineage: Eukaryota; Metazoa; Mollusca; Bivalvia; Ostreida; Ostreidae
Product: tubulin gamma-1 chain
Exons: 13
Coding region: 150-1529 (459 amino acids)
Biological process (GO): mitotic sister chromatid segregation; mitotic cell cycle; cytoplasmic microtubule organization
Cellular component (GO): microtubule; centrosome; spindle
Molecular function (GO): structural constituent of cytoskeleton; GTP binding
Source: RefSeq, a predicted model, not a curated record